Callorhinus ursinus (northern fur seal) is the source of this 3706-nucleotide messenger RNA. It is a transcript of the gene CCDC87, whose product is annotated as coiled-coil domain containing 87. The record is from RefSeq and is a predicted model, not a curated record. NCBI's taxonomy places the organism in Eukaryota, Metazoa, Chordata, Mammalia, Carnivora, Otariidae.
AAGCGCUUGGCCACUUUUGCCCGGACCUCCCGCGCCUCCAGGGCAAAAAUGGAGCCCUAUAAACCAGAGCCCGAGCUUCAGCGGUUUUACCACCGGUUGCUGGGCCCGCUGUCGCUCUUCCCCCGCAAGGUGACGCGCCCAGACUCUCAGAAGCACCUCCCGCCGGAGGUGCCGAUGCUUUUGCCCUUGCCCGUCUCCCGGCUGACGGUGGCGUCGCUGUGCAGCCAAGUGACCAAGCGGCUGGCCCGCAGUGGGCUGUCGGUGCGCGUGCCUACCGAGAGCCGACUCCGUUUCACUGAGGUCAUCCUGGACGAGCUGAAGUGCAGCUGGCAGGAGCCUCCCACAGAACCUAGUCUGAGCCACUUGAACAACCAGAGACUGCGGAAACGGCUCCUGGCCUACGUACUGCUCAGCAGCGAGCAGCUAUUCUUACGCUACCUGUACCUGCUGAAGACCAUGUCGACCCGCAGAGGUGUCUUCACUGAAUCAGCCACACUCACCCGUUUGACCGCCAGCCUCGCCAGGGACUGCACAAUCUUUCUCACCAGCCCUGAGGUCUACCGUUGCCUGCUCGCCGACUUCCUCACCCUGCUGAAAGUAGAACAAGCCCACAGUGGCAUGCAUAAGCUGCGCCCAGUAGGCCCUACUGGGGCUUUCAGGCUUUACCCUAUCCCAUGGCUUCAUAGCACCAGCUUCGCCCAAAUACCAAGCAGCAACCUCAACCUAAACUACCUCAUCCAACUCAGCCGCCCGCGGGAGUUUCUCAGUGAGCCUGAACUGGAUCCGGUGAAGGAAUUGAAGUCCAUCCCCCAGCCGAAGAGGAAAAAGCCUCUCCAAUGGCUGUCCUCUAUGCAGAAGAAGAGAGAGAGCAAUUUCAGUUCUGCACAGAUUGUGUCACUGCCCAAGUACUCUGUGACUCCCACCAGCAGCGCUCCCUCCACCUCGCCCCACUUGCCCCUCUACUCCCAGCUCCAGAGGAGCCAUUCCAUGCCCUCUCUGUGUAAGGGCUGGAAGCUAGCAGAUGAGUUGGGCCUUCCUCCACUCACCCCUCGCCCCUUAACCCCACUGGUCCUGGUUCCAGAAAGCAAAACAAAGCUGGCAGGGGACACAGUGGCUGAGGACCUGAAGCAGAUGAUAAAGAACAUGAAAUUGGAGAGGACUCACUACUCACCACUGGACUCAGGCCUACCCCCACUCCUGGGGGCCCUGACCCGCCGCCCAGCUGCAGCACAUCGCAUGCAGGAACUUCAGAGAAUGUUGAAGAGCCUCGAAGAAGAAGAAGCCACUGGGCAGUGGGGCCUCCAGUGCCCCAAAUCCUUUCUACUUCAACCACAGCCAGUGACUGUUACUUUGAAGCUAAGAAAUCAGGCAGUGGUACAGGCAGCUGCUGUGCAGAUCUCUGAGAGAAACUUUCUGGACUCCUUCCACGUUGACGGGGCCGGAGUCCUAUACAACCACCUGGCCGGUGAACUAGAACCCAAACUUAUCGAGGAAAUGGAUAUUGAUUGCUUUGUUGGCAAUAACAUCAGAGAGGUCUACAAGGAGUUGAUGAGCCGUGUCUCUCUUGACCACUUCUCUUUUGACCAGGGAUCCCUGGUUGAGCCUGCAGCCAAUAAAGACUGGUCAGCCUUCCUGUCCUCAGCCUUUCUACAUCAAGAAAAACAGUAUCACAUCAUCAAUCCCAAGUUAGCUGGGCUUUAUUCCCAGAGAGCAAACAUUUUACAGUCCUAUGAUAAGGCAGCCUCCCUCACAUCACUACAAGCAAGCAAAGGCUGGGAGAAGUGGUCCAACAAAAUCUCAUGGAUGAACUGGUGGAAAACCACCUUGUCUGUGGAUGACUACUUCAAGUACCUCACCAGCCAGGAGACAGAUUUCCUCCAUGUCAUCUUCCAAAUGUAUGAAGAGGAGGUUCCUGUGGAGACCAUAGCCCCUGUCAGAGAGUCCCUAAAGAUUCAGUACCCACCUCCCUUGCUGGAAGAUGAAGAGCCAGACUUUGUGCCAGGAGAGUGGGAUUGGAACACAGUGCUAGGGCACAGCCUGGGAAGUAAGAGAGUCAGCCUCCUGGGAGAACCCUACAAAAUCCUGAGCCUACAGAAGCGUCUGGAGCGCCUGUGGUCCAUGCUUGAGGUCCCCCACAAGGACCGACUGGACUUGGCCAUCAAGUACAGCUCCAACGCCCGUCUGAGGCAGCUGCCUUCAUUGGUGAGUGCCUGGGAGCAAACCCUGAAGCCCAUUCAGCUGCGGGAGAUGUUGCUGGGGAGACUAGAAUGGUUUGAGCGACAAGCCUCUGACCCCAACCGCUUCUUCCAGAAGACUGACAUGGGCCUGAGUCGCUUCCUGGAGGAGAAUCAGUUCCGCAGCCGUCUACACAGGAAGAUCAAUCUAGUGCAGGCUCCUUUGGCUUCCCUCCUGGAGGAGAUUGAAUUAAUCUUUGGGGAGCCAGUGACCUUCAAGGGGCGGCGAUACCUGGACAAGAUGAAGCAUGACAAGGUGGAGAUGCUCUACCGGCUACAGCAGAGGCAACGGGUCCGCCACCUGACCCAGGGGCAGAAGGCCUCCCACCAGCCAAGGCUGUUCAAGAAGCUCAGCAGCCAGCCUUUAAUAACUCCUGGGAAUACUCCUGUUACUCUGUGACAAGGCCAAGUGCCCUCCCAUCCCUCCCUAACCCCCAAACACCCGGCAGAUCCUCCAGACCUCUUGACUGCUUCAGAAGACAAAUUAUCUGGGAGUGCAGGAUUUGGGAACAUUGUGCUUCCAACUACCAAGGGACUGAGAUUAAUACUUUAUUUUGACUACAAAGUGCUCAUAAAAGAAUCCCCAAGCCCAGAAACCCAGUAUUCCCAUUUAUUUCAAGCCAUGCACACUGCAGCCAAAAUCUCAUACAUCCAAAAAACUGAGACCAUCUGUUGGAGUUCAUCGUAAUGGUAAAUGUCAGACAGAGGCAAACCUUCACCUUUGGAACCCCUCAGCUUAGCAUUUAUCACACUACAUUCAAGUUGGCUGAUUAGAGUCCCAAAUCAAGAGGUUCUAUGACAUGAUGCUUAAGAGCUAGUAGGGCUCUGGAGUUAAGAGAUACGGAUUUAAAUCCUGCUUUGUAACCUCAGGCAAAUUCCCUAACUGCUCGGCCCCUGGACCAUCAUAAGAUGAAGGGGUUGGGUCCAGGUUGUCACUACCACUUCUAGGAUCCUGUUGGUAGAGCUAAAAAUUUGUAUUACAUUUUUACCAGUUAACACAAGCACAUGGUACAGAGAACACAAGGGUAUAUAUUGAAAAGGAAGUCUCCUUCCUGUCUCAACCUCCCAUACCUCAGUUCUCCUCCAUGGGGAACUGUAAACAUCUACAUUACUCAGGAGAAACAGACCAUAAGCCAUAAACAUAGUACCCAAGCACACUGAAAAAUAGAAUGCUAGAAGGUGGUAAAUACUACAGACAAAAGAAAAAGGAGAAUAAGUAAGGAAACAAAGGCUGAGGGAUGUUGUUUUAAUUAGGGUGGUCAGUGCAGGCCUCACUGGGAAGGGAAGGUUUGAGCAAAGGCCUGAAGGAGAGGAGAAGUGAGCCCUGUGGACAUUGAGGGUAACUUCCUCAACACCCACUACAAAGCCCUAAGGCAGGCAGGUGCAUGGAGUGUCCCAGAAAAGCAAGGUGGCCAGUGCAGGUGGAACAGAGCAAGGGGGGGGGGGGAGAGGAGUCAGAGCCAUCAUAAGAU